This is a messenger RNA of Pteronotus mesoamericanus, 1276 nucleotides long. Its product is annotated as SWI/SNF-related matrix-associated actin-dependent regulator of chromatin subfamily E member 1-like. Gene Ontology annotation, cellular component: SWI/SNF complex. Gene Ontology annotation, biological process: negative regulation of DNA-templated transcription. The record is from RefSeq and is a predicted model, not a curated record. Gene Ontology annotation, molecular function: nucleosomal DNA binding; nuclear receptor binding. Lineage: Eukaryota; Metazoa; Chordata; Mammalia; Chiroptera; Mormoopidae.
GGUGUCUCAGAUUCAUUCUUAAGGAACUGAGACUUUAAUCUUCCAAAAUGUCAAAAGACCAUCUUAUGCCCCACCUCCCACCCCAGCUCCUGCAACACAAAUGCCCAGCACACCAAGGUCUGUGACAUACAAUCCAUACAGUCAUCUCACUUACAACAACUACAGGCUGGGAGGGAACCCGGGCACCAACAGCCAGGUCACGGCAUCCUCUGGUAUUAUGAUUCCAAAACCCCCAAAGCCACCCGAUAAGCCGCUGAUGUCCUACAUGAGGUACAAUUUCUGGGACCAAGUGAAGGCUUCCAGUCCUGGCCUAAAGUUGUGGGAGAUUGGCAAGAUCAUUGGUGGCAUGUGGCGAGAUCUCACUGAUGAAGAAAAACAAGAAUAUUUAAAGGAAUAUGAAGCAGAAAAGAUAGAGUACAAUGAGUCUAUGAAGGCCUACCAUAAUUCCCCCGCAUACCGUGCUUACAUAAAUGCAAAAAGUCAUGCAGAAGCUGCUUUAGAGGAGGAAAGUCAACAGAAGCAGUCUCGCAUGGAGAGAGGAGAGCCCUACAUGAGCAUUCAGCCUGCUGGAGACCCAGGUGAUUAUGAUGAUGGCUUUUCAAUGAAACAGACAGCCACAGCCCGUUUCCAGAGAAGCCACCGCCUGAUCAGUGAAAUCCUUAGUGAGAGUGUGGUGCCAGACGUUCGGUCAGUUGUCACAAGGGCUAGAAUGCAGGUCCUCAAACAACAGGUCCAGUCCUUAAUGGUUCAUCAGCAAAAACUAGAAGCUGAACUUCUUCAAAUAGAGGAGCGACACCAGGAAAAGAAGAGGAAAUUCCUGGAAAGCACAGAUUCAUUUAACAAUGAACUUAAAAGGUUGUGCGGUUUGAAAAUAGAAGUGGAUAUGGAAAAAAUUGCAGCUGAAAUCGCACAGGCAGAGGAACAGGCUCGCAAAAGGCAGGAGGAAAGGGAGACGGAGGCCGCAGAGCAAGCUGAGUGCAGCUAGAGCAGCAUUGUUCCUGAGGAAGAGCAAGCAGCAGAGAAGUCUGAAGAAAAGAAAGACAAUGAGAACAUUCCCAUGGAGACAGAGGAGACACACCUUGAAGAAACGGUGGAACGUCAACAGAAUGGUGAAGAAGGCACGUUUACUCCUGAGGGCAAGGAGAGUGGACAGGAGGGGGUGGACAGUAUGGCAGAGGAAGGAACCAGUCAUAGCAACACUGGCUUGGAGAGCACCAGUGCGACAGUGGAGAAGCCACCGACAGAUCCCAUUCCAGAAGAUGAGAAAAAAAAAUAA